Messenger RNA from Poecilia reticulata (guppy), 4318 nucleotides. The record is from RefSeq and is a predicted model, not a curated record. NCBI's taxonomy places the organism in Eukaryota, Metazoa, Chordata, Actinopteri, Cyprinodontiformes, Poeciliidae.
CACGCACAGGUCGUCUGUCGCUCAGAGGGAGAACUCCAGUCAUUACCAGAAAAAGUAAUCUCGUUACAACCAGCAGCCAACGGGAUUCACAACCAAACCGAGGCGCACUGCUAUUGGGUGCAGCGGAUGGGUUGGACUCCGUCACCCCGCUGACUGCUACACUAAUCGCGGGAACGCGACGCGGCCAGUCGCUCCUCUGCCUCCGCUGCGCGCUGGUUAUGGAUCAGGACGCAGCGCGCCUCCCUGCUGUCUGCGGCGCGUAGAAAGGUGCCCAAAUGAACCGCCGCCCUCCCGGCUCCUCUGGAGUGCAAUGGCUUAACAGGAGAGACAUGAGUGUCCGAGCGGACGACAGCAUCACCCUGUGCCAGAGGGCUCUGCAGAUCGUUACGGAACUUUGCCUUGCGGGACACGUGGACCGAGAGAAAUGCGCGGACAUUUUUCCCUUGGAGAGCAGCAUACAAGGUAAAGGACACGCAGACAUCUCUAUCAGCCUCCUUGCUGUGGUUGUGGGUUUCUGUGGCCUCGCCUUGCUGGUAGUCUCUCUCUUUGUCUUUUGGAAGCUGUGCUGGCCCAUUUGGAGGAGCAAGACUCUGUCGACCCACACCGAAAAUGGCCUCCACGUGGGUUUCCCCGAGGCGCCUCCUCCCAGUGCCACCCCGGUCAUCGAGUGCAAAGUGGCAGAGGUGGAGAAGAAACACCCUCCGGAGGUGAAAGUGAACGGACGGAGCAACGUGAAGUACCUUGAAGGAGCCAUGAAGAUCAGUCAGACAUCGCCAGACAUCCCUGCAGAGGUGCAAACAGCCCUGAGGGAGAAGAUCAGCAAACAGCCGACGAAGAUCCAGAGGCAGACGACUGAGCCGACAUCCUCCUCCAGGCACAAUUCGUUCCGGCGCCACCUCCCUCGCCAAAUGAAUGUCAGCAGCGUAGACUUCAGCAUGGACAAAGUGCCUCUCCGCCAGUCGUCUACGGUCAGCAUCGGAAGAAUAAAACCAGAACUGUACAAGCAGAAGUCUGUGGACUCUGAGGAUGAGGCCAAAGGUCACGUCGAAAUCUGUGGGAAGCUCAGUUUCUCGCUGCUUUACGACUACGAGGAGCAGGCCUUGGUGGUGAGGAUCCUCAAGGCCUUGGACCUUCCGGCCAAAGACUUCACAGGCACCUCCGACCCGUACGUGAAGAUCUACCUGCUGCCAGAGAGGAAGAAGAAGUUCCAGACGCGAGUUCACCGCAAGACUCUGAACCCCACGUUCGACGAGACCUUCCGGUUCCCCGUGGCGUACGACGAGCUUUGCAACCGCAAGCUGCACUUCAGCGUCUACGACUUUGACCGUUUCACAAGCCACGACAUGAUUGGCGAGGUCGUGGUGGACAACCUUUUUGAACUGUCUGAUCUGUCGAGGGAGGCAGUGGUAUGGAAGGAUAUCCACGCAGCAACCACAGAGAGUAUCGACUUGGGCGAGAUCAUGUACUCGCUGUGCUACCUGCCCACAGCGGGGAGAAUGACCCUAACAGUCAUCAAAUGCAGAAACCUCAAAGCCAUGGACAUCACAGGCUCUUCAGAUCCGUAUGUGAAGGUUUACCUGGUGUGUAACGGACGGAGACUGAAGAAGAGGAAAACGACAACCAAGAAAAGCACACUCAACCCUGUUUACAACGAGGCCAUCAUCUUCGACAUUCCCCCCGAGAACGUGGAGCAAGUCAGCCUCUCCAUCAUGGUCAUGGAUUACGAUCGGGUUGGACACAAUGAGGUGAUUGGUGUGUGCCGAGCCGGCCCAGAUGCUGUGGGCCUUGGACGAGAUCACUGGAACGAAAUGCUGGCUUACCCGCGAAAGCCCAUCACACACUGGCACGCUCUGGGAGAGGAAAAUACAGUGGCAGGGAAGAGCUGCAAGCUUUGAGAGUCAAGGUUCGUGUCCUUCGCCCAAACCUCUGCAGACUCCCUGACGAUUCCAGGUAGAGUCAGAGCAUCGCUGCCGUGGGAAACCAGAGAUAUUUACUGUUCUGCAGGGAACAGGGAUGGAAAACUGAUCAUUUGUUCUGGGAAUUAUUCACUUGAAUCCAACGUCUUUUAGUGAACCACGGAGACGGCUAUGCACAACACUCACAGGCAUUCAGUUCGACAGUCUAUGGAGAGUUUUUACCAUCCAUCUACAGAGAUUAUAUCAGUAAUAAUAUUAAUAACAAGCAUCUCUUCAAGGAGUCCAUGAUAGUUCAUGUGCAACUAUUUAGUCCCUUUCAGUAUUUCAGCUCUUUUAGCCUUUGCUAUUUUAAUUUGAAAUGGCACAAAGUUAAAGGGCUACGCCACUCAGAGCCAUGGAAACAUUUAGUGAACAAACAAGUCACCAUCCGAUUUCUGCAGGUAGCUAAACAUCUGCAAGGGCUGCGUAAAAUUGAGAAAAUUCAUCCGUCACAUUCAGAGAAACAGCUGCUGCUGCAGGAACGAGUAGCAAACAAAUUACCAGAGCGAUGGAGAUCAAUGAAAUACAAGUUAGUUUGUCUGAAAUUAUUCUGUGCUGUUAGUUUCUGAAAGCCAAACUGAAUCUAAUAAAAAAGCUGAGUAUUUAUUUUUUUACUGACACAAAAGUAUUUAAUAAAACGUAAUCUUUGUACUUCCUUUAUAGUAAAGCUGAGGACUCCAUUGAUUUGGCUUCAGUUGGUCAGAAGUUUCCAUUAAUCUGGGGCUUUUACUGAUCUGUUUGAAUCGUUUUUUCCAAACUGGAUGAUUAUAGAGCUGGAAGGAGUGAGAACAUUUUCCACCCAACAGUUUGGACCCACUUUUACCUCUAAAACUGCUUUAGUUCCUAAUUAAUUUGAUGAAUAAAAGUGUCCAUUUUGACAUUACAGCUUUAAACAGCAGCUGCAAACUCACCCAGUGCAUCAAGAAUGUGGAUCUUGAAAAUAUAAAAUGGUGUCCUUUUGCAUUUAUUAUGGGAUUUGAAAAAACUCUGCUACAAGUUUCAACAAUUUACCAAUUCUUAGGACGGACAUUUCCCAGUUCGUUUUAUGGUCACAAAAAGACGGUUCAAAUAAAUCAUCAAAAAUCUAAAAAUUAUCAACUUCUAUCUGCAACUGUACAUCAGUCAAUCCCACAUUAACAGAUUAUCUCACAUAUUGAAGAAUUGGGAGAUUGAACAAAAACCUCUUUAAUUAAAUAUUCUUCAUAGUCAUAAAUUCAGGGAAGCAUUCUGAAUUCAUCCAUAUCAAAUUCAUUUCUGAAAUCUUCAUGUUGGUAAUAAAAUAUUCAGCCUAGCAAUUAGAGAAAGGCUAUGUACUGUUAUCUUAUUGCACAUGCAGUAUAUGAUGCUUUCCUUCUGCUUUAUCCUCAGUAUGAAAAUGUCCUAUUUUUCUUGUAGCAUGCCUGUUGCCACUUUAAAUAAAAAAAGCACCUACUGAAGGGAAAAGAGUGCAAUGUUUAACUCUAAAAAUCUUAAAUUUUGUGUUUACAGUUGUGUAGAUAUGCACAGAAUCCUGGGUGCACAACUCUGUUUCAACAAAAAGUUGGGACUGUGUAAAUAAAAAGCAGAAUGCAGAGAUGUCAACAUUAAAUUAUCGUAGAUGGCAUAAUAAUCACAACAAAAUUUGGAUUUAUACUCAUUAGAAAAAUCACCAAAUAAGUAAUUCUGCAGAUAAAGAAUCACCAAUAUGGAUCCACUGCAGUUCUCGGAUGGAUUAUCAUGGUUUCUAUGCUAGAAAAUAAGAAAAAUAUAUUUAUUAUCACUAUGUAACUGUAUGCAUAUUGCAAAAAUACUGCCUGAUUGUAAAUGUUGCCUAAUUACUUAAGUAAAAUGCAUAAAAUAAUGAGUUUGAUUAAAACUGCAAAUAUUGAACAGCUCCAAACGCAGAAAGACAUUAAUACAUUUUAGCUUUUCAUUUUCGUUUGCGUUCCCUCGCAAUAAGCAAAUGGUCUAUUUUCUAUUCAGUCACAAACGUCAAUUUAAAAUGUCAAAUAUACAAACAUUUAAAGAGCCUCAGUGAAAAUGUGUUUAUGUUCUUAACUUUAAUUGAAAAUUUAUUUAUUCACUGCAUGUUUGUGUAAGGUUGAGAUGGAACUGCACAUUAAUUUAUUAACCAUUCAGACUACCAACACAAAAAAGACAACUAAAACUGUCAGAUAUUAUAUUAUUACCCUGUGAAAACGAUCUAUUAACAUACAUGGAAAAACCUUAAGAAAACCUUGUAUUAUAGCAGAAAGUACGGUGGAAAGACUAUUAGCAUUCAAUUACGUUAUUGCGAAAGAACGCAAAAGAAAACAAAAUCUUCCCUGUCCACUAAGGAGCUCCGUAGAUUAAACAAAAAACUUCAACUUUCAAAAUUAAAAAAA